Cuscuta epithymum is the source of this 1979-nucleotide messenger RNA. The record is from the annotation of a GenBank genome assembly. Lineage: Eukaryota; Viridiplantae; Streptophyta; Magnoliopsida; Solanales; Convolvulaceae.
GCUUCAUUUCAUUUUUUGGAUUCGGAUUUCAGUUCCGCGGGCCCCACUACACUAUUAGGAGCGGUUAAUCCGUAAGCAGCCAAGCACGCAGAAGCCAUGGCGAGAGUAGCGUACUCUCAGCUUCUUCCUUCCGUAGUACCUUCACUUAGCUCCUCUUUCGUGCAAAAAACUUCUUUCCAAUGGCUUACACGUUCAGAAACUAACCAUUCUCUACUCCUAAAGACGCGGCGGUUUUCCACCGCAAAAGUAAGCGUGAGCUUGAGAGCCGGGAUUGUUGGCCUUCCCAAUGUAGGAAAAUCCACUCUCUUCAACUCCGUAGUUGAGAAUGGAAAGGCUCAAGCUGCUAACUUUCCCUUCUGCACAAUAGAACCAAAUGUAGGGAAAGUUGCGGUUCCAGACCCACGCCUCAAUGUGCUCUCUGAUCUUAGCAAAUCGCAUCGAGCUAUACCAGCAUCAAUAGAAUUUGUUGAUAUUGCUGGACUUGUAAAGGGAGCCAGCCAAGGAGAGGGUUUGGGUAAUAAAUUCUUGUCUCACAUUCGUGAAGUGGACUCCAUACUUCAGGUUGUGCGCUGCUUUGAGGAUAAUGAUAUUGUUCACGUGAAUGGGAAAGUUGAUCCAAAGUCUGAUAUUGAUGUAAUCAACUUGGAGUUGGUGUUCUCGGACUUGGACCAGAUUGAGAAAAGAAUGGAGAAACUUAAAAAAGGCAGAGCAAAGGAUUCACAGUCUAAAGUUAAGGAGGAAGCAGAAAAAUCUGCCCUGGAAAGGAUUCAAGAUGCGCUGGUUAAUGGAAAUCCAGCAAGAUCAGUGUCUUUAACAGCUUUUGAAAAGGAUGCUGUGAAGCAUCUGUGCUUGCUUACAAUGAAACCAAUUAUAUAUGUGGCUAAUGUUGCAGAGUCAGAUGUAGCUCAACCUGAAAGCAAUUCUCAUGUCAAAGAAGUGAUGAAUACUGCUUUAGAGCUACAAUCUGGUGUAGUAACCAUCUCUGCUCAGGUUGAGUCAGAGCUUGCUGAACUUCCUCUAGGAGAAAGGCUGGAGUAUUUAAAAUCACUCGGUGUUAAUGAAAGUGGCCUUGGAAAUCUUAUCAGAGCAACAUAUGGUCUCCUUGGUUUGAGAACAUACUUCACUUCUGGCGAGAAGGAAACAAAGGCUUGGACUAUACUCUCUGGCAUGACUGCACCUCAAGCAGCUGGAGUCAUACAUUCUGACUUUGAAAAGGGUUUCAUUCGAGCGGAGACGGUUGCUUAUGAUGAUUUUGUUGCUGCUGGGUCAUUUGCAGCUGCAAGAGAGAAAGGACUUUUGAGGUUAGAAGGGAAAGAGUAUGUUGUACAAGAAGGGGAUGUGAUGCUAUUUCGCUUCAAUGUUUGAUAGACACGAGGGUGGUUCUUAAAUUGCUCUGUUGGAUUAGAGUGCCAAACCAGCCCCUGAUCAUGCUGAACAAGCCCUUGAUUUUGUUCAAAUUAGAUUCACACCAUGUCUGUCAUCCACAGAUUAAGCAAACAGAAACAAGCCAUUGAUAUGUUAACGUGACAUGAGAUUCACUGAUCAUUAAUUGAUAUUGCCACAGGGUCCAUAGAGACAUACUUUGUAAAUCAUAGUUGGGGACACCCCGUUAAGUCUACUUUAGAAAGUGAGUGAUAAUUGGAACUAUGACCAAGGUUCGAAUCCCCGCAGCGGGUAGCUCAGCUGGUCGAGUGGUGGGAAAAUUGGAACUAUGACCAAGGUUCGAAUCCCCGCAGCGACCGGGUGGAGGUCACAGAACCUGAAAUAAGGCUGGGCCUCUGGUGCGCACGGGGUAAAGGCCUACUGCCACUCUGCUGACUGAGUCACCGUGACUUACAUCCUCCCAUGUGCUCUGUCGGGUCGGGGCGUGGGGGGCGCUUGGGGUUGGCGAUUCAACCUUUUGGAACUAGAAAGUGAGUGAUAAUUUUGUAGUACUCUAUCAGUACAUUGGUUGUAUACUCGAAUUGCAUCUUCAUUUA